This is a messenger RNA of Rhododendron vialii, 1136 nucleotides long. RefSeq names its product calcineurin B-like protein 1. The coding region runs from base 268 to 909 and encodes 213 amino acids. The record is from RefSeq and is a predicted model, not a curated record. The transcript is spliced from 9 exons. Gene Ontology annotation, molecular function: kinase binding; calcium ion binding. Gene Ontology annotation, biological process: calcium-mediated signaling. Lineage: Eukaryota; Viridiplantae; Streptophyta; Magnoliopsida; Ericales; Ericaceae.
UCCAAGCAAGCUGUUAAUUCCUUCUUUUGUCCUAAUCUCUUUCUCUGUUGGAGUAAUUUGUUCGUCACUUUCUGUCUCCCUCAUUGACUAUAAAUUGCACUAUAUAUAUCUCCUCCUCCUUUGGAGCCUCUCGCAGCUGUUCUCUCUCUAAAACGGAGCCUCUCUCUCUCUCUCUAGAAUACCGGCUUUAGCCGGCCCCUGCUUCUGGUCGGUUACUCAGCCUAGGCGCUAGUCUAGUGUGGUGUGCUUCUUCCAUCGCCUUCGUGAAUGGGCUGUUUUCAGUCUACGGCUAGAAAGCAGUUUCCUGGACACGAGGACCCAGUACUUCUGGCUUCACAAACAGCUUUUAGUGUAAGUGAAGUUGAAGCAUUAUUUGAGCUUUAUAAGAGCAUUAGCAGCUCCUUGAUUGACGACGGACUUAUUAACAAGGAAGAGUUUCAAUUGGCUCUAUUCAAUAAAGGAAAGAAGGAGAACCUUUUUGCAAAUAGGAUCUUUGAUCAAUUCGAUGUCAAGCGCAAGGGGGUCAUUGAUUUUGGUGAUUUUGUCAGAUCACUCAAUGUCUUUCACCCAAAUGCCCCAGAAGAAGACAAAAUCGACUUUUCAUUCAAACUCUAUGAUUUGGAAAACACGGGAUUUAUUGAGCGGCAAGAGGUCAAGCAAAUGUUAAUUGCGCUGUUAAGCGAGUCUGACAUGAAGUUGGCUGAUGAGACCAUUGAGAUAAUAAUUGAUAAGACAUUUUUGGAAGCGGAUGUAAAUCAGGAUGGGAAGAUUGAUAAAUCUGAGUGGCAGAAUUUUGUGAGCCGAAACCCUUCACUGAUGAAGAUAAUGACACUCCCAUACCUGAGGGAUAUAACCACGACGUUUCCAAGCUUUGUUUUCCAUUCCGAGGUUGAGGAGAUGGCUACGUAACAGAUAAUUUACACAGCUUAGAAUUCCAUGUUCCUAGUUUGCUCGGCUUUUCUUGUUUUAUUGUUAGAAGGAAUUCUAUGUUUCGGAAGGUGUUUUGUAUUUUUAUUGUCUAGAAGGAUUGAGUUCGACGAUUUAAAUGCAGAAAUUACGCGAAUUAAAUAGAAAGAGGCGCAGCUGAAUUUGACUAGCUGUGAUCUUACAAUUGUGAAGUGUUUCCAAUUCCGGCA